Macaca mulatta (Rhesus monkey) is the source of this 1015-nucleotide messenger RNA. It is a transcript of the gene TM2D1, whose product is annotated as TM2 domain containing 1. The record is from RefSeq and is a predicted model, not a curated record. Gene Ontology annotation, biological process: apoptotic signaling pathway. Gene Ontology annotation, molecular function: amyloid-beta binding; G protein-coupled receptor activity. Lineage: Eukaryota; Metazoa; Chordata; Mammalia; Primates; Cercopithecidae.
UCUCCCUCCGGCUCCUGGGCGGAGGCGGAAGCGGAAGAGGCGAGGGAAGUGUCGGUCUCCAAGAUGGCGGCCGCGUGGCCGUCAGGUUCGUCUGCUCCGGAGGCCGCGACUGCUAGACUCCUCGGUGUCCUGUGGUUCGUCUCAGUCACUACAGGACCCUGGGGGGCUGUUGCCACCUCUGCCGGGGGCGAGGAGUUGCCUAAGUGCGAGGACCUCAAAGUGGGACAAUAUAUUUGUAAAGAUCCAAAAAUAAAUGAUGCUACGCAAGAACCAGUUAACUGUACAAACUACACAGCUCAUGUUUCCUGUUUUCCAGCACCUAACAUAACUUGUAAGGAUUCCAGUGGCAAUGAAACACAUUUUACUGGGAAUGAAGUUGGUUUUUUCAAGCCCAUAUCUUGCCGAAAUGUAAAUGGCUAUUCAUACAAAGUGGCAGUCGCAUUGUCUCUUUUUCUUGGAUGGUUGGGAGCAGAUCGAUUUUACCUGGGAUACCCUGCCUUGGGUUUGUUAAAGUUUUGCACUGUAGGAUUUUGUGGAAUUGGGAGCCUAAUUGAUUUCAUUCUUAUUUCAAUGCAGAUUGUUGGACCUUCAGAUGGAAGUAGUUACAUCAUAGAUUACUAUGGAACCAGACUGACAAGACUAAGUAUUACUAAUGAAACAUAUAGAAAAACGCAAUUAUAUCCAUAAAUAUUUUUUAAAAGAAACAGAUUUGAGCGUCCUUGAUUUUAAUAGAGAACUUCUAGUGUCUGGAUUUAAAGAUUUCUCUUUUUCAUUCAUAUACCAUUUUAUGAGUUCUGUAUAAUUUUUUGUGGUUUUUGUUUUGUUGAUUUAGUUAAAAGUAUAUUAUUGUGAGAUUUAUUUAAUAGGACUUCCUUUGAGAGCUGUAUAAUAGUGUUUCUCAGGCUUCUGUCUCUGUGAGAGAUAGCUUAUUACUCUGAUACUCUUUAAUCUUUUACAAAGGCAAGUUGCCACUUGUCAUUUUGUUUCUGAAAAAUAAAAGUAUAACUUAUUCACA